CCGACCAGUUUGAACUUGAUUCUUCUGGCAGAGCAGUUAUUCUUCAAUAUAGCAGUCAUGAUGAAACCGACCGAAAUUUAGAUGCUACCAAAACUGAUAAACAGGAAUUAGAUAAGAUAAAUGAGAUAAUUAAGAAAAUAAAAACUGCCUCCCGAAGCAGCGAUUUACCAACCGAAGCCCAAAUUGAUAAUGAUUAUGAUGAUAGCGAAAAGGGAACUAAUAUUACCGAUUAUGCUAAGCAACUAAAAACCUCAAUCGCCCAAGCCAAAGUUCAACCGGAUAUCAGUGAAAUAACUAAUAAACUUAAUGAAAGCCCGGCCGUUAGUUUGAACCUAGAUUAUAGUGCUGAAAUGAUAAAAUUAGCGGAGAAGGACAAUGAACGAGCCAGCAAAAAAGCAGAAAUAAUAACUGAAAUUGAAGGUUUGCGGCAAGCCAAAACCGAACAAAUUAGGCAAAUCAAAUCCCUUAUCACUUCCGCCCAAGCAGUUUUGGAAAAAUCCACCGCUACCAAGGAGCAAACCCAACAAGCCCUUACUGAUUUAAAAACCUUAACUAGGGCAGCCGGCGAUAGUGUGGAAGCCCAAGCUAAAUUAGUAAAGUUUGAUUUACCCCUUCCUCCCCCUUUUCCUAUCAAUGAGAAUUGGCGUUCGUUAGUGGAGGAAGUUCAACAAACCCUCCGAACCGAAAAGCAAGCCCACAAAACUGAAAUUGAAAAUGAUUUGUGUGCCGCUCAAUCUCCUCAGGCUUCCGUCGCCCAACAAGUCAAAGCCCUUAAAAAUUUAGGCAAAAUUGAUGGUGAAGAAGAUUUGGCAGAGGAAAAAUCUCAACUGGAAAGGGUGGCCGAAAAAUUAUUCACCCAAGACCCUUUGGAAUGUCUAAAAGGAUUUAUAGGAGCCAUUAAAGAAAGUUUAAAGAAAAACCAACUGACCGAGGAGGAAUUGCCUAGCGAA
Messenger RNA from Funneliformis geosporum, 950 nucleotides. Lineage: Eukaryota; Fungi; Glomeromycota; Glomeromycetes; Glomerales; Glomeraceae. The record is from the annotation of a GenBank genome assembly.